Synchiropus splendidus (mandarinfish) is the source of this 3017-nucleotide messenger RNA. It is a transcript of the gene fscn2a, whose product is annotated as fascin actin-bundling protein 2a, retinal. Gene Ontology annotation, molecular function: actin filament binding; protein-macromolecule adaptor activity. NCBI's taxonomy places the organism in Eukaryota, Metazoa, Chordata, Actinopteri, Syngnathiformes, Callionymidae. Bases 278 to 1753 code for a protein of 491 amino acids. Gene Ontology annotation, biological process: cell migration; establishment or maintenance of cell polarity; actin filament bundle assembly. The record is from RefSeq and is a predicted model, not a curated record. Gene Ontology annotation, cellular component: cytoplasm; actin cytoskeleton. The transcript has 5 exons.
GGGGAGGAAGUGGAGCCUCGCUGUUGGUGGAACGGAGGGUGACGUCAGCGGCUUGUUGGAUUGAGGUGCUGAUUUUAAUCCCGACUCAUUAAGGAACCGAGAGCAAGUGGCUGCAUUGCUCCUUCGAGGAGAGAAAGUGACAGAUCCAGGGGACUACUUUUGACUUGAGAACUAAUUGAAAACAACUUUUUUUUUCCGCUGUUUUCGGUCUCAUGCCUCUGAGGUGUUUGUUCUAAACGUCUUGUUCUGGGAUAUCGAGCGUGCGGCCGGGUCAAGCAUGCCCACAAACGGAGUGAACAGAGCCCUGAAGCUGCAGUUUGGCCUCAUCAACUGUGAGAACCGCUACCUCACGGCCGAGGCCUUCGGCUUCAAGGUGAACGCCUCGGGUCAGAGCAUGAAGAAGAAACAGAUCUGGACCCUGGAGCACGACGGCGACGACGGCCAGGUGGUGUUCCUGCGCAGCCACCUGGGCCGCUACCUGGCCUCUGAUAAGGACGGCAAGAUCGUGUGCGGCGCCGAGAAGCCUGACCUUGAGUGCCGUUUUCUCAUCGUGCCCCAGUCAGACGGUCGCUGGGCUCUACAGUCGGAGCCCUACCUGCGUUACUUUGGUGGUUCGGCCGACUAUCUCUCCUGUUUUGCGCAGGCGAUUGGCGAACAGGAGCUGUGGGCCGUGCACUUGGCCUUGCACCCGCAGGCCAGUCUGCUCAGCGUAGCACGGAAGCGCUACGCCCACCUGUCGUCCUCGGACGGAGAGAUCUCGGUGGACAGCAACAUCCCCUGGGGAGUGGACUCCCUGGUCACCUUGGUGUACCAAGAGGGCAAGUACAGCUUGAAGACCUGCGACAGCCGCUUCCUCAGCAACGACGGCAAACUUGUCAAGGAGAACAGCAACGCCACCAGCUUCACGUUAGAGCUGAAGUCGGGCAAGCUGGCCUUUAAGGAUUGUGACGGCAAAUAUCUCACCCCCGCCGGUCCAACCGGAACGCUGAGGUCCGGCCGCUGCUCCAAACCCGGGAAAGAUGAGCUGUUUGACUUGGAGGAGAGUCAUCCACAAGUAGUUUUUCACGCGUCCAAUAAAAGAUUUGUCUCAGUGAAGCAAGGGGUGAGCAUUUCCGCUAACCAGGACGUGGAAACAGACAUGGAAACCUUCCAGAUGGAGAUCGACAAGGAGAGCAAGAAGUCUAUGUUCAGGACCAACGGGGGAUCGUACUGGACUCUGGUGACUCACGGCGAGAUACAAUCCACUGCCACUGAAGUUGAGGUCAACACCAUGUUUGAGAUCGAGUGGCGAGGCCAGAGAGUGGCCCUCAAAGCCAGCAACGGGAAGUACGUGUGCACGAAAAAGAACGGGCAGCUGUCAGCGAUCAGCGAUUCAGUAGGUACGGAUGAGCUGUUCCUGAUGAAACUCAUCAACCGGCCGAUGUUGAUUUUGCGCGGGGAGAACGGCUUCGUCUGCCACCACAAGAACUCAAACACUCUUGAUGCCAAUCGAUCCGUCUAUGACAUAUUCUCUUUGAUUUUCAAUGACGGCGCGUACAAUAUAAAAAGUGUGAACGGAAAGUUCUGGUUCGUCUCCAGCAGUGGCCUUGUGUGCUCAGACGGAGAGAAGCCAGAAGACUUUUUCCUGGAGUUCCCGGAACACGGACGCGUCGCCAUCAAGAGCUCCAGCGGCAAGUACCUCCGCGGAGACCAAGGGGGGAUCCUGAUGGGCGACGGACCCACGAUGGACGCGUCGUCUCUUUGGGAAUACUGACCAAACCAACACCAGUAAAGGACCAGCUACUCUCAUCUCCUUUAAGGUGGACUGGCUGGUUAACGUUGAUCUGCCUGUUUUAUACUAACUGCCAGGUGCCCAAUCCCAUUUCAAUUCAAUGGAAUGUCGAAAGGAGACAGUUUCCCUGUCUCCCUCUCACAAUUUUUGCAAAAGCUAGCAAGCUAACCAACACACUGCUACACGGCAUCACACACACAUGUCCACAUGAAACCAUACAUCAAGAGACGGGUCGAUAACUGAGACUAAAUUUAUGAAAAAUGACCUGCUUAGACGUCUCGGCACAACGUCCUGACCCUUUUUCUUCCGAUAAUUAUGAAAACUUGAGUCGGACUGAGUGACUGACAGAAGGCAGUACGCAGCAGUGUUUCCAUUCGCCUAAUGGACCAUUUACAGCCGCCGUAAAAACACACUCGGGAGCAGCAGCCGACUGCUAAGCGCCAUAACAUUUCAGGACUGGAAGCGAUGGCAGAGCAAAUAUGUGAUUAUAGACGGCGCGUAUUAAAAAGAGCUUGUGGAAAUGAUAAUCUUCACAGAGAAUGAAUUAGGCAAAGCUACCGUUCUCAUGUGAUAUUUCUCCUACUCACGGCCUUAAACUGCCCUGCUGCCCGUCUCUAAAAGCAACAAUGAGAAAUACAGACUUUAAAUAAUCAGUCAGAUUCAGACCCUUUUUUAAAAAAAAUAUUGAAUCUUUAAUUCAGAUGUUCCACCUCGGGGCCUUAUUGCGUGCCGACCCCCCCUUUUUUAAACCCACUUUUCAUUCGCGUGGCAGUGUUUGGACGAGCGAAUUUGGAGUUCAGACGCAGCCACUGCCAAAUAAGCAGAGGUGCUGAAUGAAGCAGAAAUAAGAUUUGUUAUUGGUUUAUUCCACUGAAAAACUGAAACAUUCCAUGACUUCACAGUGAAACCACACACACUCACCCUCUUGAAGAUAGAGACAAACUGGCACAAACGCACGUUGGUGUGCAGCAAGUGGACAAAUGUAAUCAACCUGUAGACUGUCGACAGUGAGUUGCCAUACAAAUACAUAGUUUGAUGUCUGAAUCGAAGGUUUUGUGAAUUUACAGUUGCUUUAGAGGCGCAUUUUAGAGUCAGCCCCUGCAUCCUGUAUUGGCUCUGUAGCAAGACACCGGCCAUAUUUAGAGAGUAUUACUCUUCAUACAUGUUUGUUUCUUUGUUCCUUUGUUUUUCAUUUUGGUUUUCUGAAGACUUUUGAAAAUGUUGACAUUAAAGAUAAUGACAUUCA